AUGUCAAAUAUUUUCCCUUGAAAGAUUCCUUGUGCUGCAAAAAGAAUCAUCCGAGAAACAUUUGUUUCUAUUUUAUCAAAUUAAAUUAAUUAAUCGGUUAAUAAAUCAAUAAUUAAUAAUGGCAUCCAAUCCCUCAGGUGGUGAACAAAUAGAUUUGGAGAAAUUAAGUCUGGAACAAUUGCAACAAAUUAAAGCCGAAUUCCAACAAGAAGUUGAAGCCAUUCAAGAUUCAAUACAAACCCUCUACAAUUGCAAAGCUAAAUAUGCCACCUCCAAAGAAGCUCUCGAACAAGUGCAACCCGAUUGGCAAAACAAAGAGAUCCUUGUUCCCCUCACAAGCAGCAUGUAUGUCCCAGGGACAAUCAAAGACAUGGAUAAUUUUGUAAUUGAUGUUGGCACUGGUUAUUAUGUUGAAAAGGACCUUGAAACAUCAAAAGAUUACUUCAAGCGUCGAGUUGAAUACGUUCAAGAGCAAAUGGAGAAAAUCGAAAAGAUCCAAUACCAGAAGAGCCGGUUUCUGAGUGUUCUAGUCAGUGUCAUGGAACAGAAACAGCAGAUGGCCAAGCAAGGAGCUUAAUGCAACCACCGCACCCGAUCCCGUUUAUCAGAAAUAGAAAGAAAUGAUUCUUUGUUGUCACUCCCAGCACGAACAAUUCAGAUUAAGCAUUUAAAAAUAAUUAAAAAUAAAAGAUUGCAGUUUCGAAAGCUAAAA
Molecule: messenger RNA, 712 nt
Organism: Episyrphus balteatus (marmalade hoverfly)
Lineage: Eukaryota; Metazoa; Arthropoda; Insecta; Diptera; Syrphidae
Gene: Pfdn5
Product: probable prefoldin subunit 5
Exons: 3
Coding region: 119-577 (152 amino acids)
Biological process (GO): regulation of DNA-templated transcription; protein folding
Cellular component (GO): prefoldin complex; cytoplasm
Source: RefSeq, a predicted model, not a curated record